Metarhizium acridum CQMa 102 is the source of this 867-nucleotide messenger RNA. RefSeq lists its product as uncharacterized. Lineage: Eukaryota; Fungi; Ascomycota; Sordariomycetes; Hypocreales; Clavicipitaceae. The record is from RefSeq and is a predicted model, not a curated record.
AUGCCUACAUACUUGUGCCAUGGAUUCCGGUGGUACCGCCGCAGCAUCCGUAUCUUUAUCAUCCUCAACGACCUCGAAGACUGCACGCCAGACUGGAUCAUCGGGCGAGACACGGCCGCCUUAAUUCUCAGCCAAUUCGCCGAGUCGUUUGACUUUGUACCAAGGCUGGAAAACGAAGACGGCACCGUCACGCGACCCGGGUCCAACGAGACGACGCCCACACGAGAGAAGCAGCCACAGUCUUACGACGAUGAUUUGGCCAUGCCUGUAUCCAAGGUGCCUGCCGGCGAGGACAGCGUGCUCGUACAUGAAUGGUCACCAGUAAAACUCUUGGAGGAAUACCAUGUAGACGAAGCGGAACAUGCUGCGAGGCCAUACGCAUACGUGGCCGAUCAUGUCGUCCGUGUGGAUCUCGGGGUAGACAUUGUGGCAGAAAUGGCAAGGUACGAGGAUACGGUCAAGCAAACCCAGUCGCAGUGGUUUGAACAGCUACGUGCCCAAGUCCAAGCGGAAGAGCAAUCACGGUGGUAUGUGGUUGUUUGUGACGACACAGAUCGGGAGGCACCAGAAAGCUACUACGACGGCGGGGGUGGAGAAUUGCCCGAGAUGGAAGCAGCUCGACAACCUCAACCUCAACCACAACCACAACCGCGGCCAGGUGUGAUAUCAAGGACAGGUACGUCGUCCAUGGCAGGCGAUCGACUGGACUCGGGCGACGCUGGGGGAGACUCGUUGGGGAGCAGACCGGACGUACCAACGCAGCCCACCUUCCUUGGCCAGGAUCCCUUCAAGAAAGAGCUGCCGCCAACCCCGCGAUUGAAGAAGAAGCUAUCCAUACGACGACUUUUUUCCAAGAAGGAUCCGUAG